AAAAGCAGCAGAAGAAAAUUGUUGGUCUCCAGAUUGAAACCGUUCCGUCUUGGGUUUGUCGUCGCGUGCGUAUACUUUUGUUGGUCAGAGGUCACGCAUAUAUUGGCCUUUAAGGAACAAUAGGACCCCCCAAAAAGCUUCACAGCAGCAAUCUUCCUUUUUUUUUUGUUGGUCAGAGUUGUCAUUGUCAGCAACAGCAGUAGCAGCAUCAGCACCAUCAUCAUCAUUCGUUGUCACCGUUCCCAGAACAGCAACAACAGAGAGACACGUACAGGAUAAAGCUCGAAAGAGAUGCUCCUGCGAAAGUGAGAGAAAGAGAGAGUGAGAACAGUGUGCGAAGAAAAGAGAAAGCAAGAGAACCAGUGCGUGUGUGUGUGUGUGCGUGUUCGUGUGUGUGUUGCUGUAUAAAGCGGACGAUUGGUACGCCUUGGUACGCUUGGAAGGAUAGAGGAGUAAAGUUGGUGCGGAUUUUUUUUUCUGGUUUUGAGAUUUUGCGUGGCCGAAAAACGCCUAAACAUUUUCCGUUUCUUUUGGGAAAAUUCCGCUACAUACAAAAACGCCCAUCGGGAAAAGUUGGCAUAAUAUGAACAAUUUAACUUGUGGAUUUGAUGUGCUGCUGUGUGACUUAACUAAGCUUGCAGAAGAGACUAAUAUUUACAGCAGCUGGGGUUUUUUGGGUGGAACUCCUCGAGUACGGUUGUGGUGCGUCAGUACGACACAAACGAACCACACAUGUCCUACGAAUGGCAUCUCAAAUAUCGGAAAUCUUUGGGUUGGUCGCUGCUUUCGUGUACGAUGCGUUGAUAUAUGGACUUUUAUUACGUACGAGGAGUACUUUAACACAUCUAGAGACUCACAGGCGAGUGUUGCGAGUAUGUAAAUCAAUGUUGAAAAAAAAAACAAGUUCUUCCCCAUGAACUUCGACUCCAUUUUGUGUGUCAAUGCGUUUAACUUUUUCGGGUUUUUGUUGUCGAUUUAAUCGGGGUACAAAAUCUGCAAAAAAGCAAAGGCAGUGUGUGAGUGCACGUGUCCGGGGUCGUAAUCGUUGCAUGUGUCUGUGCGACGGUAUGUGUGUACAGUGAUGCCUGAGUGUGCUGUACAGUGUUGUGUGGUUGUGUUCGUGCAUCCCAGUGGAUACGAUAGGGCAUGCUGCAUGCCUGUGUGGACGCGCCUCAGUGUCAUAUCGGUGACGUGCCAGCUGCAAUCCACGUCAUCAUCACUGGCUGCUCAAACGUAGCUCGAUUGGGCGACAGUCGGAUAAUAGUCAAUUGGAACGUAAAACAAGGCAGAACACUCCAUUUUCGUCCGUUCGACCGAUACCGAUCGGUUAUCGGAGAUGGAGCCAAACGUUACCGUUUAAAAUUGAAUCGGCCCACAUACCAAUAAAUAUAGUAAAUACGCAAAACUGGGGAAAAUUGCUUUAGUAAGCGAAAUAUUUUCACUCCUUCCCCCCAACUCGCUAUCGGAACUCCGUUCCGGUAUCGAGCACAAGCAAAAUAGAAAAAUCGUUCGAUAACUUUUUUGCCACACGAUUGGGGUAUGGCAAAAAGGGAGCUACGGAAUAGUAACGAUUUGAAAGCGAGGUGAGCCGCAGCUAGUGGAAAAUAGCCGUACGAAAGAAUGUGCUUACCAUCCCGCGCUCAUGUGGAGGAUCGACGAUGCAUUGCAUGGAAGUGACAGUUUUAGGCAGUGUUUUAGUGCUAGCAGAGUUACGGGAUAGCAUUGGUACGGUACGGAACUAGGGGGCGGAAAGCAAAUCAGGCUUGUUCGAAGCAACGUAAGAGAAGAGAAGCAAUGCUGAAAGCGAAUCGAGUCCCGUACCAUAUGAACACAGCUAUGGAGAAGGCUUCGUAGAAAAUGUAUUAAACUAAGCAUGAGAAUUAAUAUCGCUUUUUGUAAAACACAAAAUUUCCUACUCUACGUACUUCGAAUUGAAAGCAAUGUGUGUGUGUUUGAAAGCAUUAUAAAUGUCACCCAGGGAGGGAAUUAAUCGACACUAAGGAAUUGAUCAAAAAAGCGCAUUUAAAAUAUUACAACUGUACAGAAUAUUGCGGAGAGGUGUGCAUCGUAAGUGUUGCGUUCGAUCAGUGUCCAACGUUUCCAACCGUUUUCAAACAAUCAAAUCCUCAUCUCACCUCCGAUCGUGCCCUCCCCCCAAAAACCCCACUGAUUGUAACGACACGCGCUGUUCAGCUGUUUCAAUAGUCAAUGGGUGUUUGUAUGUGCGUGUCUUGUUCGUGUAUCGUCGGUGUACUAUUAACGCGCGUGUGUUUCCGUGUUUCCGUGUGUGCAUUCGUUCUGUAAUACAUCCUGCCCGAUCGCCGGUGGCCGAUGGAUCACUCAAGGAUUAAAGGCAAACGUCAACUACCCACAAACGGUGGCGGUGAAAGUGUUUGAAGAAUAAUAACUAGCAGCCAUCUUCAUUGCCAUUCCGUUGCUGCUUGUCAGUAUGCGUGUCAGUUCAUCAUAGUUACCUACACGGUGUACCCGUUGCUAAAUAUCGUCCAUUUCAUUACCGUGGCAACGUGCAGGCGUGUUGUUAGCAAAAUUUCAAUACGCGAACAGUGCGCAGUGUGUUGAGUUCAACGGAUACGGUCAACCCGCAUAGGAAUUGUCAUAGGUAGCUUUGAACGAGAUUACACAACAACAAACCUCUCUCUCUCUCUCCGACACCCUGUAUCAUCGUCUCACACACCAGUGUCCACUGCUCAGUACUUCGUGGCAGACACGAGCUUUGACGCGACGGCACUGAGAACGGCGCCAUUCAACGAAGGUGCCAAAGGUGCCGCCUUCCUUCAGAAGGAGGCUCCGCAUAGGCGCUAGGCUGCCAGCUGCAGGCGAUGCACCGGUUUGCGGAUCGACCGGGUGGACCUGGCCUAAGAUGGGGAGCGUGCUACUCACGGCUGUGUUCAUAGCGUUACAAUUUGCUACCGGCCUGGCCAACCCUGACUCAAAGCGUUUAUAUGACGACCUGCUGAGCAACUACAACCGACUGAUACGGCCCGUGGGCAACAACUCCGAUCGUCUGACAGUCAAAAUGGGUCUCAGGCUCUCCCAGUUGAUUGAUGUGAAUCUCAAGAAUCAAAUUAUGACGACAAACGUGUGGGUAGAACAGGAAUGGAACGAUUACAAGCUCAAAUGGAACCCAGAUGAUUACGGUGGAGUGGACACCCUGCACGUCCCAUCCGAACACAUUUGGCUGCCAGAUAUAGUGUUGUAUAAUAAUGCGGACGGUAACUAUGAGGUGACAAUAAUGACAAAAGCAAUUUUACAUCAUACGGGUAAAGUAGUAUGGAAACCACCUGCCAUUUAUAAAUCAUUUUGUGAAAUCGAUGUUGAAUAUUUUCCAUUUGAUGAGCAAACAUGUUUUAUGAAAUUCGGAUCCUGGACGUACGACGGUUACAUGGUCGAUCUUCGGCACCUCCAGCAGACACCGGACUCAGACAACAUCGACAUCGGCAUCGAUCUGCAAGAUUACUAUAUAUCAGUUGAAUGGGACAUUAUGAAGGUGCCUGCCGUUAGGAAUGAAAAAUUUUAUAGUUGUUGUGAAGAACCAUAUCCGGAUAUUAUAUUUAACAUAACGUUAAGGCGAAAGACACUUUUCUACACCGUAAACUUAAUCAUACCUUGCGUUGGGAUAUCGUUCCUUUCCGUGCUAGUGUUUUAUUUGCCGAGUGACUCCGGCGAAAAGAUAUCAUUAUGUAUAAGUAUACUGCUGUCGCUGACCGUGUUUUUUCUGCUGCUUGCCGAAAUCAUUCCUCCGACGUCGCUCACGGUACCGCUGCUUGGCAAGUAUCUGCUGUUCACCAUGAUGCUCGUCACACUGUCGGUCGUCGUUACGAUUGCCGUACUGAACGUCAACUUUCGAUCGCCCGUCACGCAUCGAAUGGCUCCGUGGGUGCAUCGCGUUUUUAUAGAACUACUGCCUAAGGUACUGUGCAUAGAGCGGCCAAAGAAGGAGGAUGAGCCAUCCGACAACGACGAUCAGACGCCCACGGACGUACUGACGGACGUGUUCCAGGUGCCGCCCGAUGUGGAGAAGUACGUCGGCUUCUGCGGGAAGGAGUAUGGCACGGACUUUGAUAUACCCGCACUGCCUCCGUCACGGUUUGAUGUGGCCGCCUCCGGUGGCGUUGGACCGUGCUUUGGCGAACCUCCACUACCUGCACUGCCACUGCCGGGCGGGGAUGACGAUCUCUUCAGUCCGACCGGCAACGGGGAUAUGAGCCCGACGUGUUGCGGCGAUCUCAGCCCUACCUUCGAGAAGCCGCUGUUACGCGAGAUGGAGAAAACCAUCGAAGCGUCACGGUUUGUUGCACAGCAUGUUAGGAAUAAGGACAAGUUCGAAAGUAUAGAGGAAGACUGGAAAUAUGUGGCGCUAGUGCUGGAUCGACUAUUUCUGUGGAUAUUUACGAUAGCGUGCGUUAUGGGCACCUGUCUGAUUAUCCUGCAAGCGCCGAGCCUGUACGACAACACGCAACCGAUCGAUGCCAUGUACUCGAAGAUUGCCAAGAAGAAGAUGGAGCUGCUUAAAAUGGGAAGCGAGAAUGUAUAGCAUCCGCCCGGGUUCGCAUCCGCCGUUUGGAAGUACAUUCUAAACUGGAUGCGAACCCUGGUCAACGAGGAUGACCACUAAACGCCAAUCAAGUCGCGUAACUCCAUUUCAUCAGCAACAUCAGGUCGCUAUACGGUAAACAACGAACUGGUACAACACACCCUCUGGAUACAGCAUCUUCCUUUCCGUUUCUCCACCAAACCCCUCCGUCACACUCCACAACGGUUGUGUUCACGUAAGUCAUUCACUGUUCUGUUUCCGGGUUGCCACAGCACAGCACAGGGGUUAGGUCCGGUAAGACCUAACGAUUGCGCCUCUGUCAACAUUAGCCCGUAAGCUCGUCACGCUAAUCAGCAAGUAAUACAACAUACGUUCAAAAGGCUCUCGAGCGCCUCGCAUUGCUCUUUACUCGAUACAAGGCAAAAGCGCACUACGUUCCUAUCAUCUUGAUUAGCUCCCAGUUGUCUUAUUUUUUCCCCCCCAAUCUCCCUUCUGUACCCUUCUCUGCCACCUCAAAACUAACAGCAUGUGUGCAAACAUGCAAGUGUCAAUAACAAUCAAAUUAAGGUUAAUGUAAACGAGCGCCAACGGGCGAAAUAGGGCAGCAGCCCACACGUCACAAGUCUAGACGAAAUUCUUGACUUUGGGGGAGGUUUAUCGCACUAGCAACACCGGGUUUUGCUAUUCGAUUAGGGCACCGCAGCCACAAUGGCCAUUACGUUCACGUUGUGAUCGGGUGCGAACUCGGUAACCGAAUUCGCGGCUCGACAAAUGGCCACGAGAUAGCGAGAGUAAAGCAAACCAUACUAAUGGAUGCACACUUCAAAGAAAUCAAGAUAAAAUGGCUGCGUAGCAGCUGUGUAAGCAAACGCUUCACCGUGUAGUGUCCGCGUAGCACGCAAAGAUUAAUUAACAAGCAAACAAACAAAAAAAAACAAAGAAGUGAAGCCACGUUAAUGGGUGGUCGCAUUACAUCGGCCAUCUAUACUAGGGCAGCAUCGUAUUCUGUCAAACAGUGCUAGUAGCAUAGUGGCAAUAUGCGCAGCCAUUUUGUUUAAAAAAGUUUAAAACUGAAAAGAACAACUAAGACAAAUAGCACACGAGCAAUUUGUUGUUAUGGUUAAGUUUGUUUGAUAGCACUUCUCAAUUUUCCCACCGUUAUACUCGUUGGUUUCCGUGCGAUAUAGAAAUAUAUUAAGCAAAGUGCGUUAACGUUCCGGCGUAAGCUUUUGGUUGUUUUUUUGGCAGCGGUAAGUUAGGUUUACAACCCACGCUCCACGGCACGCAACAGCACCGGUGCAUACAACUGUGCGGGGUUGCAUUGUAAAGGUUUAACAACAGCACUAACACACACAGCACAAUCGGUACCCAAAGUAAUAAAAAAAAACAGUAGCGAAUCGAACGUUAUCCAGCAGAUAUGUCAGCUGUUAAGGGUUUUUGAUACUGUUUGUUUUUCUUCUUCUUAGCUAAUUGAAUACACGUGUUUUGUGCACCGGAUGUCACCGAGUUAUGUAGGGUUCAGUUCGAUCGUAAUGUAUCGAAAAAGCCGUUUUGGAAUUGUUUGUUAUGAGUUCGAUGUCGAAAGUGGUCAACCAGUGGGCUAGCUUCGUUAGCAGUUAGCGCAUCUUAUCCGCAAACCCAGCUCGAAGGGAAGGCGUUUUAUGUUACGAAUGUAGUGAUUUUAACUCGACUGUUUCAAAUGUGUUAAAGGAACAAACAAACGCAAAAUGCACCCAUUUGCCAUCGUAACCAUGGCGCGAAUGGAUGCAGACAGAUGGCCGCCGUGGUAGAAAUAAUAUGUUAAAAAAAAAUAAUGAAAACAAUCAGCAUGAAUUGGUCUGAUAAUGAAGUGUCUUAACUACAGGAAAUUCUACCAAAAUUCCCGAUUAUAUAAAAAACCGAGCAGAAGACGAUCCUAUCGACAAUGCGCUAAAGCAUUGCGUUUUUUGGUAGCCAAAGCCUGCCCCAUUAAAAAAACGACAUCAUGGCAUUUUGGGUGGGAAAAAAAAUCGGUUCAACCAAAUCAAACCAAACUGCAUGCGUAGUGUUCAGCUACGGUAAAGGUGGUUGUAUAAAGAAAA
Messenger RNA from Anopheles funestus (African malaria mosquito), 6636 nucleotides. RefSeq names its product acetylcholine receptor subunit alpha-like 1 (gene nAChRalpha1). Gene Ontology annotation, biological process: regulation of membrane potential; nervous system process; chemical synaptic transmission. Lineage: Eukaryota; Metazoa; Arthropoda; Insecta; Diptera; Culicidae. Gene Ontology annotation, cellular component: postsynaptic membrane; neuron projection; synapse. Gene Ontology annotation, molecular function: transmembrane signaling receptor activity; acetylcholine-gated monoatomic cation-selective channel activity. The transcript has 10 exons. Bases 2882 to 4555 code for a protein of 557 amino acids. The record is from RefSeq and is a predicted model, not a curated record.